Messenger RNA from Chlamydomonas reinhardtii, 5398 nucleotides. RefSeq lists its product as uncharacterized. Gene Ontology annotation, molecular function: calcium channel activity. The coding region runs from base 258 to 4874 and encodes 1538 amino acids. The record is from RefSeq and is a predicted model, not a curated record. NCBI's taxonomy places the organism in Eukaryota, Viridiplantae, Chlorophyta, Chlorophyceae, Chlamydomonadales, Chlamydomonadaceae. Gene Ontology annotation, biological process: intracellular calcium ion homeostasis; calcium ion transmembrane transport. The transcript has 14 exons.
GUAGUAUCCUCCAUUCGGGAUCGGGCUCGGGCUCAGCACGGCAAACCCUAAAAAUGGAUCGAGGUGACGGGGACAGAUGCCGCCAGGAAGCCCUUUGGUCUAGGCACAACGCGAGGUUCUACACAAUCUCUACAAGACACAUAUAAUACUGUAUACAAAAGGAGAUAUCUUCUCAGGUCGCGGCAUGGCCGCCCUUCGCGCGGCUGUCUAGUAGCUUGUGCCUUGCUUCUUGCUCGCUUCUACCUAAGCCUAAGCUGAUGGAGCAAUCUUCGCAGCGGCCGCUGUGGAGGCCAGCGCUGAAAGAGGUUCAACAGCCAUCAAGCCCAGCGCUGAGCCCAGCCAAAUGCGAGAACAAGGCGCUCGGCACUUUUGCCCCAUGCUGCCCUGGUCACACAGCAGCCAACGAAGCACGGACAGACAGCAAUAAUGCGCAAGGGAGCUGCGGGCGUCCGACGAACGCCACCGACAAGGCCCAGGCCGCUCCCGCUCCGCAGCCACUGCUGCCGCAAGCGAAUGGCAAAAGUGAUGCCGGCAUCGAUGUAGGGGCCGCACGGGAUCUGGCGCUGAAGAUGACGAAGGAGCUGGCCCAGGUGGUCAAGUGCGCCGUGUCCAAGAUCUCGCAGCCCGGAUUUGGCGCCUGGUUCUGGCUGCAGGGGCUGCGACGCGAGAGCAAGUAUCCCCAGCGCGCGCCACGCCUACCGCAGCGGGCGCAAGUCAACGGCGACGGCGAGUACCGGUACCUGCUUGCCGGUGCGUUGCCGGCCCUGGCAGAGCCGCUGCUGGGCCUGUGCGGCAGGCCGCGGCACGCGGGCGCGCUGGGGCUGGCGGCGUUGCGGCAGCUGCUGGCGGCCCUGCUGGCGGUGCGCGCACACACGACUGAGAUCAACAAGAUGAAUGCCGGACCCGAGUUCAUGCGCGCCGCGCUGCAGUCCGGCGAGCUGCUGGUUGCCACCGCCCACCCGCACCUGAUGCUACUGGCGCUGCUGGACCUGCUGCAACCCCACCUGCCGCCGCCGCUGUUCGACCUGCAGCUGCCCGCUCCCGCAGCAAGUGCGGCACCCGCCGCCUCUGCCGCCGCCGCUCCGCCGACGGCUCCGCAGCAGGCUGACGUGCGCACACCGGCGGGCGGCCCAACGACCACCUUCUACAGCGGGACGUCGGAGCGCGUGCAGGGGUGGGAGCAGGGGGUCAUUGCCCACCUGAGCCAGGUCAUGCUGCGCCUCCGCUCGAUGCAUCAGGAGCUGCCGCCGCAACAGCCCGCAGAGCAGCAGCCGCAGCCCCAGAAGCCACAGCCGCCCCAGACGUCUCAGCCGCCUCAGCCGCCUCAGCCGCAGCCGCAGGCUGCCAAGCCAGGGCAGGCCAGCCAGCAGCAGGUGCCGUCGACUGAGGCUGAGCCGCCGGCGGCGGACGUCGAGGGGCAGAUCCCGCCGCCGGCGGCGGAGCGCGUGUGCUUCCACGGCGAUGGCGGUCUGUCCGAGGUGCUGAAAAGCUAUUACUUUGGCGAGGCGCUGUACACGGCGCUGCUGGCGCACCUGCCGCGCCUGUUCACGCCGGACCUGCGGCAUGAUGCCGACAUGCCGCCGCCGCCCGACUUCUACCCGGAGAACACCUCGAGCACCACCCCAUUGGCGGUCGGUCGGCAGCUGGUGCGCUGGCUGGCGGCGGCGCGGGGCGGCCCGGAGCUGAUGCAGCAGGUGCAGACGCGCGUGCUGACCUCGCCGCCGGCCUCCGCCCCAGGCCCCGAUGGCGCCUGGAAGACGGUGCCGCCGCUGCGCGAGCACGCCCGGCUGUUCCGCUACGUGCGCUCCGUCGUGUACGCCGCUGGCGACAGCGCCGCCGCGGCGCGCUGCCCGCCGCCGGGCGCCACCACGGCCCAGGCGCAGGCGCACCUGGACUCUAUGGAGCUGCAGGCGGAGGCUGCGCUGGUGGCGUCCCUGCAGCGCACCGACUUCGUCAACCCGGCGCCCGGCCCCUCCACCGCGCAGCUCACCAUGGCGUGCUUCCGUCUCCACGCCAGCCUUGGGCUUCCCAGCUACAUACCGGUAUUCGCGCAGCCUCCCUUACAGCCUUUACAGCCCUUGCAAACCCCACUAGGCCCGAUCCCGAUCCCCAGCCCGAUUUCCACCCCCAUCCCGGUGCCGAGCCCGGCGCCGAGCCCGGCGCCGACGCUGCCGCCCUACAGCGGGCCGCUGCUGGACAGCCAGUCGCUGCUGGCGGUGCUGGGCGCGCACAUCCGGCUGCCGGCGGGGGUGCCGCGCACCGCCAGCCACGUGGCGGGGCUGCUGCCGCCCUCGCUGUCGCCGGAGGUGCUGGCGGAGGCGGGCGGCGCUGACGAGGCGGCGCUGAGCGCCACGCUGGCCGGCGUGUUCAGCCGCAUGGGCCGGCCCGUGGACUUCCCGCAGGCGCUGGCGGACCUGCGCCACCUGACCGCCGCCAACCCCGACUGCGACAUCAUCAUCGCGGGCAUGGCUGGCUUGGCGGCGGUGGGACCCGUGUUCAUGGAAUUUGUGCGGCUGACGCUCGCCAACGCCCGAUCCGCCGCUGCCGCUGCCGUCGCCGCUGCCGCUGACACCGCCGCCUACAUUGCAGCCAACGCCCCCACCAUGCGGCAGCCUAUUCCUCCUCAUCACCUGUCUGCCACCGCUGCCGCUGCCGCUGCCGCCUCAGCAGCAGGACGCGCGGCGGCGGCUGCAUCUCCAGCCUCAAGGCUUGCUGCGGCAGUGGCCGCGGCGGUGGAUGCUGCCAAGGCGGCCACUCUCUCCAGGGGCUAUGGCAGGGUUACCCUGCCGACUGCCGCUUCGGCCCGAAUCGAGCCUGUUGACGUCCCGCCGCCUGCAGCAGCUGCCGCCGCCCCUGGUGCAGUCAUCCCGCCGCAGCCGCAGCCACAGCAGCAGCAGCCCGCCGGCCAGCCCCUAGACGCGGCGGCGCAGCAUGCACGGCAGAUUGAUGAGCCACAGCCGGCGCCUGCGCCGCCGCCGCCGCCGCAGCAGCAGGAGCCGCAGCUCCAACAGCAGCAGCAGCAGCAGCAGCAGCAGGGAGGGGCCCAGCAGGGCGCUGGCAAUGGCGUUGGCGCAGUGGCUCGGAGCCCAGGGCCGGCGCCGGCGCCUGCUGCCCAGCAGCAGGAUCAGGAUGGAGACCUCGAGCUGUCUGAGGAGCACAGCGAGCGCGACGCCGAGGAAGCAAAAGACGAAAGCUCCGAGGGCCAGCAAACACAGCGGCGGGGCGCCUCUGUCGACAGCUUUGAGGAGGAGCACGCCCAAGCCAACCCUUGCAGGGCACGGCGCUACGGGUGGACGCCCAAGCCCUCCUACAUGGAAUCUCUGUGGGGACCCAUUCAGCAGCAGCGGGAGCGCGAGCGGGAGCGCCAGCGGGAGCGGGAGCGGGAGCUCGAGCUGGAGCGCGAAACAGCGGCGGCUUCCGGCAGCGGUGUCAUUCCAGACAGCGUGAGCUGCGGCGAAGCGGCUGACGAAGCCUGUGAGCCUCAAGCGUCCACACCCCAGCUGGAGCAGCUUCGCCAGCAGGUGCUGCAGCUGCUUGGAAAUCAGCAGUUAAUGUUUCCCGCAGAAGCUAGGGCCCGGCGUUCUGCGCUGAGGGCUGCUACUGCAAAGCUGCUGCGCGCGGGGGUUCCGUUGGCGGACCCACGAGUGAUGAGGCUCAUGAUUUUGAUUUGCGUGGAGGAAGUCAUACAGGAUCGGGCUGCGGGUCGAGAUGCGGGAAACAUGGGUGUCUCAAAAUGGGAAGCCCUGUCACUGUGGGUUGCUAAGAUGCAGAAACGCCCGGCGGGCCAGCCGCCGGCACAGGGUGCGCAGGAUGGUAGUGGUGGUGCUGCUGCUGCUGCUGCGGCCGCCGCUGGGCAGCCCCGGGUUCGGACCAACCCGCCUAAGGAGCAGGGACCGGCGCAGGAGCAGAAGCAGCAGGAGCCGCCGCAACCAGAGACGCAGCAGAAGAAGCGUAAGCAGGGUGUGGAUCCUGUGGUGCUGGCGGCGAAGCUGGAGCCGUUGCGGCAGCAGCAGGUAGCAGACGGCGUUGCCCCUCGUGGGAAUGCUAGAGGUGUUUGUGGCCGUCAACGCCAGGGCAUGGCGUGGUUGCAGCCGCAGCAGCCCACGGAGAAUGCGCAGCCCAGGCUCCUCCGUGCCACCGCCAAGCAGCAACGCUUGAAGGCGCGGCGCAUGCGCGCUGGCGGCCAGGACGCACCUCAGCGCGACGCUGCCGCCGCGGCGGGUGCUGGCGGCGGUGAUGGCACUACUGCCGCCGCUACCGCAGCCGCCGCAGCAGCACCGGCCGAGGCAGUGGCAGCUGCCGCGCCCGUGGCUACAGGCAAACCCGCUGCUAACGGCGCAGUAGCGCCUCUGCCGGCCACGGCGCCCGCGGCGCCGGAGCCGCCGUCAGCAGCACCCCGGAAGGGCACCCGCCGCUCCCGCGUCAUCAAGCCCCUGGCGCGGCUGCCGCCGGCGGUGACCGCGCUGCCGCCCUCCAAGCCCGAGUUCGCCCAGUCGGUCUUUGCGACCGCGGCGGCCGCCGUGGCUGCUGCCGAGGACACAGGCGGUGCGGGGACGGGCGCGGCCCGGGGCCUUGCUGCUGCCGCGACGUCUGCGGCUGCGGCGUCGCUACCUCUGGCCGUGACGGAUGCGGCCCGCAAGCUGCUGCGGGCGCAGGUGGAGGCGCUGGUGCGGCGGCUGACGGCCCCGGCCUGGGCCGUGAAGCGCCAGGCCCUGGCCGACCUGCACCACCUGGCGGCGGCGCACCCGCCGCAGCACGACGACAUGCUGGACCGCGUGUUCGAGCAGGUGGUGGACUCGCCGGCCAUGCUUGUGGCGCAGGCCGUUGACGGCGCCUGGCGGCAGCAGGAGCGCGACCUGCGCUGGCGGCUGUAAUCUUUGUGCCUGGCUGCACCGGCCGUAGCCAGCAUUGCCACGAGGGUGGCGCGAGUCCUGCCAGCCGUGCUGUGCGCCAAAGCAGUGACCGUUUACAAGGCGGGGACUGCAUUGUGUGUGAGCACGGCGCGGUGCGGUGCGGUGUGUCGCCCGGCUUGCAGCUGGUGGCUUGCUGUUUGUCUCUAGAUGUGACGCGUGCAGCCAGAUGAUAGAGCAUCAGGAGUGGGGGAGGCCAAUGAGUUUGGAUUGGUGCUGCAGGCAAAGCGGCCGCUGCAGUGGCGCGGUGAUAAGGGCCGCUGGGCGGGGUGAUUGCUGAGUCGCCCUAAGUGCGUGUGGUUGAGAGCUUCAGGCUGGGCUGCUGAAGCCUUCAUGUUAAACAGAGCCGCCUUUCCUUUGCGGGCACGUGUGCCGUAGUCCUAUGCCAGAGCCUGCUGAGGCAACGGGUAAGCCAGCACACGUCAGGCGCCUGGUGGUGUGCACGCCUCGUCGCGCGUCGGUGUCUCGGCUUGUAAUGAUACGCCGCG